AGUGAAAUAUUAUUUAAAGACAGUUUAUAUCUUGUGUUCUCAUUUUCCUUUGCAUACCUGUGGUCAGGUUGCUGGGGCUGGUCAAUUUUUCAGUUCUCAUCUCUGUGGAUGGUAAUCGGGUGCAUUACUACUUGCUACAAUUUAUUGAGCAAUAAAACUGUCCAAAGGCAGCGAAAGGCUAGAACUACUGACAAAUCAGAUUCUCAGUAGGGUGCGGCAGACAACACCUAGUGUUCCAUAGAACACCUGGCAGUCUUUCACUUUUUUCCUGACGGACACAUUUAAAGCUUCUUGCACAUUGUGUGGCUCAGAGUGAGGGCUUAAAACAUUCAAUUUGCUGCUCUUCCAUUAAAAGAAUGAAAAACAAGGAGUUGAAAAUUUAUGGCAGUUCUGCAUACCUACACUUUCCUGGAUGGGGCUGUAUCAGCUAGAUGCACCUUUGUUUUCCUUGGGCCUGGCACAGCACUUGGGAGCAGUUAUAAUGGGUGUUCAGUAAUUGUUCACUUGAGUGGAACUGUGUUCAGAUAUGUUCUAAUUCAUUCUUCUAUCUGGAUAAAUAUAUGUGUUUAUAUAUAUUUAAGGAGAAAUUAGGCUUAUUUUGCUUACAUUGUUAUUUAUCAUAUUUUCAGACAGGGAUUAGAAAAUAUAUUCUAAGCAUGCAAACUGGUAGCCUUGCAAAUGGCUAGACUGGCUGUUUCCUUUCAUAGCCGAGAUUGUGUGAGUAUGGCUAAAUAAAAAUCCCACCCUUAAUAACAGCAAAUGUGAUUUUGUUGUGUGCAGCCUUAAGGCGAGAUUAUGCAGUUCUCCCCAUGGAUGGAGAUUUUACACACGAUAGAGCAGGCUGGCACGUUCACGUAGGUUACAACUGGAAUGAUUUCCUUGCUUUAAAAACAUAUUUUUUAUCUGCUUCGUAGAUUCAUUGUUUGACAAAAAUUUCUUCUUAAGUAACUGGAAAAAACAACAACGUAGUGGAUACUGUAGAUUGUGAAAUGAAGGGGAAGCUUAGCUUUACUGUGGAGUCUGAGUCUGGGUGUAACCUAACUAGCUAGAGGAUAUGCAAUUCCUGAUUGACAGCAGGACCAGCAUUAUGCAGAUUUUGUAAGAGAGAGGAGCAGCUCAGAAACAGUGAUUAGGGCCCUGCUCAGUUAGGAGUCACUACACCACCACUCCUAUCUUUAGUUAGUCAUUUUCCUGUCUACUGGAUUUGUAAACAAAUAGGACUAAACAGUUCCUCUUUUGUUAUUAAAGUCAUACUGCAGUGCAGAUUCAGCCUAUCAGCUGGGCAUACACGUGUGGAAAUCUGAUCUCACCAAAUUAGCUGAUUUUUAGCUGGGUUCCACGCUUAUCUCUAGACCUUUGUGUAUUAAAUUCCAUCUCGAGCUGUUCUCUUUAUACACAAGUGUGUUUUGCUUGUGCCUUCCUGUCUGUUUCAGUGAGAAGCUUUAUGUAGGUCAGGCUUGGCUUAAGCAGAUUUCCUGAACCUGCGUCAGCUUAAGCUGGAGGAAUUUUAAUAAACCCUCCCCUGUAGGCGUGGGCCUAAAUGAGGCUAGCCUAGUUAAGCCUGAUCUUUUUCCGCUGGUGAAAAGAGCUGAGCAGAGCUGAGGGCUGCAUGGUGGUUUCAGACACUGCCUCCUUAAUUUGAAAAGAACAAUGGUAGGAAAGGCUAGAUCUUCCAAUUUUACCUUAUCUGAAAAGCUUGAUUUGCUAAAGCUUGUGAAGCCAUAUGUGAAAAUUCUCGAGGAACACACUAACAAGCAUUCAGUGAUAGUGGAAAAGAAUAGAUGUUGGGAUAUCAUAGCAGUUAACUAUAAUGCAACUGGAGUAGACCGCCCUCCUCGAACAGCGCAGGGCCUGCGCACCCUUUACAAAAGGCUCAAAGAAUACGCCAAACAGGAGCUGUUGCAGCAGAAAGAUACCCAGUCAGAUUUUAAAGGCAGUAUUUCUGAGCCAACCAAGAAAGUUAUGGAGAUGAUUCCCCAGAUUUCCAGUUUUUGCCUGGUCAGAGACAGGAACCACACACAAAGCGCCGGCUGGGGCGAGGAAGCGGAGGCUGGCACCAGCUCCCUGCAGGUAAUGUUGGACCGCCACCCGGUUGCUAAUACCGUGGAGGUGAAGCAAGAAGACGAGGUGAAGCAAGAAGACGACGUGAAGCCGCCACCUCCACUAGUUUUAAGUUCUGAACAGAGUUAUGCUCUUGAGCAAAGAGAAGAACACGUGCUAGGCCAUGCUUUGGAAAGUUCCGUGUCGCCGUCCCUGUCCUCUGUUGAUAUGAGUAUGACUUUGUCUCCAUCUUCCCUCCCGAGGAGAGAGGAUUUUUUUCACCAUGAGAGUGGGGGACACUUUAGGUCACAGUUAGGAUGUGAUCCUCAGAUUCUGCAAAUGCUGAAAGAGGAGCAUCAGAUAAUUUUAGAAAAUCAAAAAAAUUUUGGAUUAUAUGUUCAGGAGAAGAGGGAUGGAUUGAAAAGAAGGCAGCAGCUAGAAGAGGAGCUGCUACAAGCAAAAAUUGAAGUGGAGAAGCUGAAAGCAGUUCGCUUACGGCACGAUCUGCCUGAAUAUAAUAGUUUCUAA
Miniopterus natalensis is the source of this 2568-nucleotide messenger RNA. It is a transcript of the gene FSBP, whose product is annotated as fibrinogen silencer binding protein. Gene Ontology annotation, cellular component: nucleus. Lineage: Eukaryota; Metazoa; Chordata; Mammalia; Chiroptera; Miniopteridae. The record is from RefSeq and is a predicted model, not a curated record.